GGGAAAAAUAUUAAAUAUUUUAGAUUAAAUUUUUGUUAAAAUUGUUUCAGAAGAGCAGAAUAAUGAUAUUAAUACGCGGGCAGUACGAGACCGCCCAGCUGGGUGCAGCGAUUAUCGUUUAUGUGAUUAUGUUCCUGUGUGGCUGCAAUGUGGUAACCUUCCAUUAUGUGCCUGAUCUGCCCACCGUUCUGUUCCUGUACACUUUGGUGCUGCUGUCCCACCACUUGCGUGUUCUGUUCCUGCGUCCAGUGCAGAAUACCUGGCAGUUUCUCCUGGAGCUGGCUGGAGCCUAUUUCAUCAGCCAGCUGGCCAUACUGAUCAUUUGGGAGUCGUUCUAUGCCGUGCUGGAUCUCUGCCGCAUGUCGCUCGAGUCCACAGUGUUUUUCCAAAAAAUCUUCCACAUCUCACCGACGUUGUUUUUCCACCUUCGACACGACCCUAUUUAUCUGUUGAAGUUGAUGGUCGCGGUUUACAGUGCCAUUAAGAUGACCGUUUUAACCAAAGCGAAUGAAUAUGCCAUGGCCUGCUGCCGAACUAUGAGCUACUAUGAGGAGGAAGACAUGCAAAUUGUACGGAAUGCUGCCACUAUGAAGAAUGUGAAUCCCAAUCGUACCAGGGCCACGUCGCGUGCUAAGCCGCGAUCCAGAAAGGCCACUCCAGCCUACAGGCGGCAGAGAUCGCAGAGUCGAAGACGUUAAAGCUGCCACAGCCCACCC
Drosophila guanche is the source of this 716-nucleotide messenger RNA. RefSeq lists its product as uncharacterized. Bases 63 to 698 code for a protein of 211 amino acids. The transcript has a single exon. The record is from RefSeq and is a predicted model, not a curated record. Lineage: Eukaryota; Metazoa; Arthropoda; Insecta; Diptera; Drosophilidae.